This is a messenger RNA of Prorocentrum cordatum, 1398 nucleotides long. NCBI's taxonomy places the organism in Eukaryota, Dinophyceae, Prorocentrales, Prorocentraceae. The record is from the annotation of a GenBank genome assembly.
AUGAUAGAGAGCCACCAGUCUAUUCAGGAUGCUCAGAAGAUCAUGGCGGACGAAGCUGCGGAGUCUUGGGCCAAGGAAGUGGCUGUUGACAAGGUGUCGGUGGGCUCGGUAGAGCCUGCCAGGACCAUCGGGCGUACGGCACGGAACCGGGGGCUGUCUCCACAGAUUUACAAGGAGAUCGACCUUGCAAAGGAGCUUCUGCAGGACACGGUGGUCAUGAUGUCCCUGUGUGCCAUGGCGAAGGCACUGGGCCGGGGGCUGCCCCCGCGGACCCUCGAGGCGGCGAUGCAGGUGUCGCUGCGUGCCCUGGUGGCGGCACGGGGUCGGGAGCGCUUCCCGCGGACCCUGAGGGCCACCGCGCCUGUGCUGGCGGCUGAGCUGGCAGGCUGCACCGUCGAUGCCCCGCCGCCCGCAGGCGCAGAGCAGGUGAGGUCUGCGCCAGAACGUCUCCAGCUCCUCGACUCGAGCCUCGUUGCCCUCUGCACGGUUCCGCGCUCGCGCCGAAGCUCGUCGCGCCAUUUUGAGUGCCAAGUGCUCGGCGUUGGCGUGCCAGAGUGGCAGAGCGCGGAGGUCUACGUACCAGGGCUGGACCUCAACGGCUGCCCGCGGUGCCCCCGCGCCUCGUGGGCGGCCGGCGCCGGCUGCCUCGCGGCGGGGGGGCAGCACUGGGCGCUGAUCGAGCUGCUGGCGCGCGAUCGGCGCUUCCGCGGGCCCAUGCUGGCGCUGUGGAUGUCGGACUUCGGCGGCUCGAUCCACGGGCCGGUGAUCACGUUUUUCUUUCUCGAGCUCGGCGCCAGCCCCUUCGACGUCGGGGUCUUCGGCUUCUGCCGGGCGGCGGGCGCCCUGCUCCUCUCGCCGCUGUACGGCCGCUGGGUCGACCGCAGGGGCCUCCUCUGGCCCCUGCUGGCCUGCGUGGGCCUCUGCGGCCUCGGCUGCCUGGUGCGCGGCGCGGCCACGGAGCUGCGGCACCUCUACGCGGCGCAGCUCCUCGUGGGCAUGGGCGGCGGCAGCAGCUGGAGCAUGGUGAAGGGCCACGUGGCGCGCCACACCGGGGAGGCCCAGCGCCCCGUCGUCAUUGCCGGGCUGCGCCUGCAGAUGGUGGUCCUGUCCUUCUCGAAGGUGCUCUACCCGGCGACUCCCUGCUUCGGGCCCUCUUCCGCUUCCGCACGGACCUCGCCUGCUACCGCGCGGUCGUGGCCACCUGCAUGGCCUUCUGCUGGAUUGGCAUCGCGUUGCCUCCUGGCCUUCCCCCCGCCGCCGAACAGCGGAGACCCGGGCGACGGCACGCAGGACGCACGCCAGAAGGCGGAGCAGCCGCCUGGCCUGGGGGCCGCGGGAGUUUGCCCUCGCGUCCUCCGCGGACACGCUGGCCGUGGCGGCGGCGCUCCUGGUCUAUAG